Messenger RNA from Owenia fusiformis, 3203 nucleotides. Lineage: Eukaryota; Metazoa; Annelida; Polychaeta; Sabellida; Oweniidae. The record is from the annotation of a GenBank genome assembly.
UGCGUAUUAGAAAAUAUGGGAAAAUCGAAUUUUCAAAAUUAUAUUUUUAUUCUCACUUUUACAGUUGUUACCGACACUAACGCAACAAUUCAACAGUUGAAUGAACAUGACUUGAUUUAACCACUGUCAUUUGAUUGAAACAAAAUGGAGGUUGAUACUGAUAAUACACAAGUGAUGCGAAUAAAGAAUGAUUUCGCAGCUUUCCUGUCAGACACCAUGCCAUAUGAAGGCUCACGAUUUGACAAUAAGUCACAGCUGAGGGGGUCAAAGUUGAGUUUUGAAGGAAGCAUCAUGGAGCCUACAGAGAGUAUUUCAAAUGUACCAUCGGUCUCAGUUAAGUCCGUGCUAGCUGACAAAGAGAAGGAUGAUCGGAUACACAAGGCAGCUCUACUGGCUACAAAGGGUAAAAUAACCAAACUUGAGUCUCAGAUGAACAAUAUGGCAUCAGCAAACAAACGAGCUAGAGUGGAAUAUGAGAAAGAUGUCAUCACUUUGAAGAAUGAACACAAGCGAGAAAUCUCAAAAUUUGAUGACCUGAAGCUCCAGUUAAAGUUUAUGACCAAUAAGGAAGCUGAGGCCAGAUCAUCGCUAAUGGAGAUGCAAUCGAACAUGGAGCAAAAACUGCAGGAGUCGAAUAGCAAAAUCUCCCAAAUACACAAGGAGAAAGUUCAAUGGGAGACUAAGUACCAGGAUUUGCAAGAGACAAUACAAGAUAAGACUUCAUCAAUGAAGAAAGAGUUAAUGAGACAGCAAACAGAGAUGAACAUCUUAAACAAUGAACUGGAGGAAACUACUGAGAGACUCAACCGGCAAACUAGGAAAGUAUCUGACCUCCAAAAGAGUCUGGAAAGUUUUGAGAAUUUACAGUUAGAGUCAUCUAAAGAUAAAAUUAGAAUAAAGGAGUUAGAAGGUCAACUUUCCAAGUUGGAUAAUGAUUCUACUAUUACCAGAGCGCUAAAAUCUGACCUCACCAAACUUCCCCAGUUAGAUGCAGAGGCAAGGAAACUCAGAGAAGAAAAUACAUAUUUAAGAGGAAUCCAGGAGAACACAAUGCUUUUGAAAGAGAGGCUAGAUGAUGCCGAACGGAAGAUUGGGCGAUUUGAAGAACGCUCCUCUGAUAUUCCAAAUUUGCAACUGAAGAAUGAGCAACUGUUAAAGGAGCUUGACCAGUGGAAAAGUAUCAAUACAGGUGGACCUUCAAACAAACCAAGAACUCCUAUAGAACUAAGCAAGCGUCUUGCCAGCCUUCAGAGUAAUGAGGCGUCUCUAUUGGAACAGAAGGGCACCCUGCAAGCAACAUGUCACUCACUCGAGAAUUCAUUGAAGGCAAGUCAGCAGAUGGCUCUUAAGGCAAACCAGCAACUCACACAAGAGGUGAAUAAAUCCCAGCAGGCAACUGACCUCAUCAAGAGACUCCAGCGCAAACUCCUUCUCAUCACAAAGGAAAGAGAUGGAUACAAGAAUAUCAUAGACCAAUAUGAGAGUGAGGUUACAGUUAAUGUCCAGUCAGCCUCUUCACAGGGUUCCAACUCAAGAGUGCAACAACUUGAGGAAACUAACCAAAGGCUAACCAGGCAAACAGAAUAUCUUGAGAAAGAAGUCGAGCAAGCCCAGUCCAAAUUGGCAAUCUAUAUGCAGCGUUGUACAGAGCUUGACACUAAACUGGUACAGGCCCAGCAAACUGUUGCUACGGAAACACUAUCUAAGCCAGUUACAGAGGCAGAUCAGAAAACCAUUCUCUCUUUGAGGGAACAAGUAGCUGAGCUUGAGAAACAACUAGAGAAAGUUUCUGAAGAAAAGUAUCAGCUUGAAAGUAGAAUAGAGCAGAGAAACCUGCAAGGAGAUUACGAUCCCACUAAGACCAAGGUGCUACAUUUUUCCAUGAAUCCUGCCGCAAUUGCUCAAAAGAAUCGUGCAGAAGAACUGGAAAGGCUUAGAGAUGAGAAUGAAAAGCUGAGAGCUAGAGUGAAGAUCUUGGAAGAAGCUGAUGGCAAAGCUGCUAAUAUCACAAUGCAAGUGGAUGAGAAAAUGGCAGAGCCCAACAGUAGCAAGGAAUUAGAAGAAAUGAAGUCUCAAGUCAACACAAUGGAGUUGAAGAAUAAAAGAUUAAGGGAGGCAUUUAUGAAGACCAGUCACGAUUGGCGAGAACUGGUAUAUGAGGUGACAGGAUUCAAAGUAGAUGCCAUUGGUCCUAACCAGUACAAGGUUCAAAGCAUGUAUGCAGAAGCCCCGGAUGAUUUCUUCGUCUUCCAGGUAGCAGAUGGCCACACUACGCUACUAGCUAAUGACUAUUCAGCAUCUUUAACUGAGUUUGCAGAGGAGUAUCUUGAAAAAUAUAACAGUAUUCCUGGCUUUAUUUGCCGAGUUACACUUGAUCUUUUGAGUAAGCAGACCAUAAUGCAAUAGUUUGUGUACACCUGGUUGUAUGUUGUCAUGGAGAUGGUUAUUCUGUCAUCCCACAUUCUUCCCAAUAUGCAAGAGCUUGGGAUAGAUCUUUGAUGUUGAUUGUACAUCAGGGGUUUUAUCCAUCUAAAUAUUCCUGUGAUGUAUUUAUCAGCAGACAACUAUUUCUUGACAGAAAAUACAUUUAAAGCAAAAUAAACUGAGAUGACCAAUAUACCUGUAUACAAUUUGGUAAAAAUAUGUCUGAUGCAUCCUUCAAGAUCGAGCUUUACUGCUAUAUCAGCUAUGGGAAGAAUUGAACCAAGGAUGGUCUGAUGUAGAGUCUAUGGGUUUAACAAGUUGGAGAUUGAGAUUAGCCCCUCGAGUUAAUUGUACUAUGUGCUGUAGUCUUACAUUUAAGGUUACUCAGCUUCAGUUGUAUUCAAGUACUCUUAUGUUCAAAUAUGCUUGUGUUCAGCUACAGUGUGCAACUACACCUGAGUUCAACUACAGUGUGCAACUACACUAAAGUUCAGCUACAGUGUGAAACUACAAUUGUGUUCAGCUACAGUGUGAAACUACACUUGUGUUCAACUACACACUUGUGUUCGAGUACAGCUGUGUUCAGCUAUAGUGAUUUGAAAUCAACAACAGACACUCAUUUAGUGUGAAUAUAUAGUGCAAUGCAUUCAUAUAACAAAGGACAUCCCUAAGUUUAUUGCAUGAAUAUCUACUUGGAAAAAAGAUGGAUUGCAAUGUAAUUGAUCACAUUAAUCGUAAAGAAACAUUAUCAAAGUGAGUCAAGAAUGGACUUUUCCAUU